Rhizopus microsporus ATCC 52813 is the source of this 1068-nucleotide messenger RNA. RefSeq lists its product as uncharacterized. Gene Ontology annotation, molecular function: acyltransferase activity. Gene Ontology annotation, cellular component: endomembrane system. The record is from RefSeq and is a predicted model, not a curated record. Lineage: Eukaryota; Fungi; Mucoromycota; Mucoromycetes; Mucorales; Rhizopodaceae. Bases 1 to 1068 code for a protein of 355 amino acids. The transcript has 5 exons.
AUGCAGAUUCUAUUUGUCAAUUUUGGCUUAUUCUUUCAGUCAACCUGUAUUGUAUUCACACAACUCUUUUCUUUGAUACUAUAUCCAUUCUCAUAUAAACUCUAUCGUCAGUUUAUUUCAUACACCAUGAGAAUGUGGUCUCAAAAUUUAAUUGCCUUGGUGGAACUAUUUGCACCCUCUGAAUACGUGUUGACCUUUGACAAGAGCUGUGGACCAGUACAAGAUAUUUUACAGUCUGAUGACUCAAAUCAUAUUACAGGCUUACAUCUUCCAGAAAGAAUGAUUGUCAUUGCAAAUCAUCAAAUUUAUGCUGACUGGAUUUAUAUUUGGGGUAUUGCACAUUUAGCAGGCGCACAUGGUGCAGUGAAAAUUAUUUUGAAGAAAAGUUUAGAAUAUUUACCCAUUUAUGGAACGGGAAUGAAGUUUUUUGACUUUAUCUUUUUAAAAAGAAAGUUGGCAUUCGAUAAGAACAAUAUUAUUAAUAACCUACAAAGAUCAAAAAGGCAUCAUCUGCCCAUGUGGUUAGUACUCUUUCCCGAAGGAACUGUCAUCUCCGACUGUACUCGUAAAAAAUCCAAAGAAUAUGCAGAAAAGAAUAACAUGAAAGAUAAUCGUUAUACCUUGCUACCAAGAUCAACUGGAUUAAGGUUAUGUACAACUGUUUUGGAAGAUAGCAUAGAAUAUGUGUAUGAUUUUACUAUUGGAUAUUCUGGCAUAAAGCCAAACGAGAUACCAGAAAAUGUGUUUACUAUCCAAAGCAUAUUUUUUUUUAAUCAAUAUCCAAAGCAAAUCCAUAUUCAUAUACGUCGAUAUCGGGUGGACUCUAUUCCAUAUCACAAUGAGCAGGAAUUCAACCAGUGGACCUUUGACAGAUGGGCAGAAAAGGAUCAACUGAUGGACACAUUCUAUCGAACAAGCUCAUUUGACGACAAUAGCGUCACUGUGCCUAUCAAAUUAAAGACCUCCAUCGUAGAAUUAGCUCAGAUUUGGAUCUUUAUGGUCCCUUACUUAUUCUUACUCAAGUUCAGCACGCAAUUGAAGUACGCAAUUUGCAACCUAUUCAAAUAA